CAAAAAUCAAAAACCCCGCAAGGGUUUUACCAGCAAUCUUCAGACACUGAAACAAAGAAAGAAAAAAAUGGGGAGAGGAACAAUAAAAGUAAAUGGAAUUGUAAAAAAAGGAUUAGGAGAGAUGAGUUUCAAUUCAGAAGGAGGAGUCAUCAACUGGUUUCCCGGUCACAUGGCUGCUGCUACUCGCGCUAUUCGUACUCGUCUUAAACUCGCCGACCUCGUCAUUGAAGUCCGCGAUUCUCGCAUUCCGUUGUCUUCUGCAAAUGAAGAUUUACAGUCUCAGCUCACUUCGAAACGCCGAGUUAUUGCUCUUAAUAAGAGAGACUUGGCCAAUCCUAAUAUAAUGCAUAAAUGGGUGGAUUAUUUUAGUUCGUGUAAGCAGGAUGCUAUUCCGAUAAAUUCACAUAGUAAGAGCUCUGUUAUGAAGCUUCUAGAGCUUGUGGAGUUCAAACUAAAAGAAGUGAUGUCAAGAGAACCUACUCUCCUUGUCAUGGUGGUUGGAGUUCCUAAUGUUGGCAAAUCAGCUUUGAUAAAUUCUAUCCAUCAAAUUGCACACUCUCGCUUUCCAGUGCAGGAGAAAAGGAAACGAGCUACAGUAGGGCCAUUGCCUGGUGUUACUCAAGAUAUUGCAGGAUACAAGAUUGCUAAUCAACCUAGCAUAUACGUUUUGGACACUCCGGGUGUGUUAGUUCCUAGUAUUCCAGAUAUAGAAACGGGGUUAAAGCUAGCACUUGCAGGAUCUGUGAAAGAUUCUGUUGUAGGUGAAGAGCGCAUUGCUCAAUACUUGUUGGCUGUUUUAAAUACUCGAGGCACUCCUCUUCACUGGAGACACUGGAAUAACAGAAAAAUGGAGGGGAUCAGAUAUGGGUCUCAGGAUAAACAGGAGACUGAUAUUAACGACUUUCGAUCAAAGAAGAGGAAGCCACUGAAUUUGUCGGAUGUGAUUUAUGUUGAGGAUAUUGUUACUGAAGUGCAAUGCUCAUUGUUUAGAACCGUAGCAGAAUUUGAUGGCAACGUCGAGGAUGAGAACGAUUUGGAGAAUCUUAUAGAAGAACAGUUUCAAGUACUGCAGAAGGCGCUGAAGAUACCUCACAAGGCAUCCGAAGCUCGUCUGAUGGUAUCAAAGAAGUUUCUUACUCUAUUUCGGACAGGUAAACUCGGUCCUUUUAUCCUCGACGAUGUUCCUGAAGUCAAAUCUGUACCAUGAUUUCUCCUUGAAUUCCAUCUUUCAGUUUUGAGCUUUUGUUCUUGAGAUACUGAUUUCUUAAAUUUCAGAAUCCUUUUACCUAUGUACACUUCACCAUCUUUUCGAUGAGAACUUUUGUAAAUUUUGGCAUCCCUUAACCAACCGAGUGUCGGAAUUAAUGGUAGUAUAAAUAGUUUUUGUUAAGAAAAAUAAAUGUUUAGUUUUCCAUAA
Messenger RNA from Mercurialis annua (annual mercury), 1417 nucleotides. Its product is annotated as short integuments 2, mitochondrial. Gene Ontology annotation, molecular function: GTP binding; GTPase activity. Lineage: Eukaryota; Viridiplantae; Streptophyta; Magnoliopsida; Malpighiales; Euphorbiaceae. The transcript is spliced from 7 exons. Gene Ontology annotation, cellular component: mitochondrion. The record is from RefSeq and is a predicted model, not a curated record. The coding region runs from base 68 to 1207 and encodes 379 amino acids.